GGAGGUCGUUGUCGGCGAACGGCUGGUAGCAGACGAAGUGGAGGUUGUCCAGCGCAGUGCUCCGGUUGCUCUCCUUCCUUUCAGUUAGAAGUCACUCUCUUUCGUUCAUCAUGAAGCUGACCGAUGAACAGUCAUGGAAAAAGCUGAAGGAAACCUACGCUGCUGUCGGCGAGAAGCUUAACAUCUACCAGCUUUUCAAAGAAGAUCCUAAACGAUUUGAGAAGUUUAGCCUGACACUUGACACUCCUAAAGAUGGACCCAUCCUCUUGGACUAUUCCAAAAACCGCAUCAAUGAUGAGAUUCUUGGCCAACUUAUUCAAUUGGCUAAAGACAGGAAAGUCGAGGCCAUGCGAGAUGCUAUGUUCAAGGGAGAGAAAAUCAACUUCACUGAAGGCCGUGCCGUUCUUCAUAUUGCGCUUCGUAACAGGAAAAACACCCCUAUCCUUGUUGAUGGCAAAGAUGUGACACCUGAUGUGAAUGCUGUGCUUAGCCACAUGAAAGAAUUUUGUGGUCAGGUGAUCAACAAGGAAUGGAAAGGUUAUACUGGCAAACCUAUUGAAGAUGUGAUCAAUAUUGGUAUUGGUGGAUCUGAUCUUGGACCCCUUAUGGUCACUGAGGCACUGAAGGCGUAUGCUGUCGGUCCUCGAGUGCACUUUGUUUCCAACGUUGAUGGCACUCACAUGGCUGAGACACUGAAGAAGCUGAACCCAGAAACGUCUCUGUUCAUUAUUGCCUCUAAGACUUUCACCACCCAAGAAACUAUCUCAAAUGCCACUUCUGCUAAGGAAUGGUUCCUUGCUUCAGCAAAGGAUCCCAGUGCAGUUGCCAAGCACUUUGUUGCCCUGUCAACAAAUGGUCCGAAAGUGAAGGAAUUUGGAAUUGAUGAGAAAAACAUGUUUGGUUUCUGGGAUUGGGUUGGAGGACGUUACUCCCUCUGGUCUGCCAUUGGUCUUUCGAUUGCCCUGUACAUUGGUUAUGAUCGUUUUGAGCAGUUGUUGGAUGGUGCAAAUUACAUGGACAAUCAUUUCCAGACAGCUCCCCUUGAAAAAAAUGCUCCAGUUCUCCUUGCUUUGCUAGGAGUUUGGUACCACAAUUUCUAUGGAGCUGAAACCCAUGCCCUUUUGCCAUACGACCAGUAUUUGCACAGGUUUGCUGCAUACUUCCAGCAAGGUGACAUGGAAUCUAACGGAAAGAGAGUGACCCGCAGUGGAGACGCUGUAAACUACAGCACAGGUCCUGUUGUUUGGGGUGAGCCUGGUACCAAUGGCCAACAUGCUUUCUACCAGCUUCUACAUCAAGGUACCAGGGUUGUACCUGCUGAUUUCAUCGCUCCAGCACAUACUCUCAACCCAAUUCGUGGAGGUCUUCAUCACAAGAUUCUUCUGGCUAAUUUCCUAGCUCAAACUGAAGCUUUGAUGAAGGGCAAGACUGAAGAGGAAGCAAAGAAAGAGCUUGUAGACUCUGGAAUGAAGAGCCCAGACCUAGAACAUAUUUUACCUCACAAGGUCUUCCCCGGCAAUCGUCCCACCAAUUCCAUUGUUGUAAACAAAGUAACACCUUUCACAUUGGGAGCCCUUAUUGUUAUGUAUGAGCACAAAAUCUUUACCCAAGGAGUUAUUUGGGACAUCAAUUCUUUUGAUCAGUGGGGAGUUGAGCUUGGUAAGCAGCUUGCCAAGGCUAUUGAACCAGAGCUUGCGGACAAGAGCCCCAUUUCAUCUCAUGAUUCUUCUACUAAUGGCCUGAUCAACUUCCUGAAAAAGCAGUGGUGAGUGACAUAGAUGGAGUAAAACCAUUUAACUUUUAACAAGUCAUAUUCCAGAGAUCAGAAGUAUGUAUUUUAGAAGUCUAUGAACUUUAGAACUCACCUCACAAAAGUCAGCUGGAUUUUUUUGAUCCUGUACUGUACUUUAGCAAUAACAGUCGAUAUUAAAAUUGAGAAUACUGAAGUUAGAUACAAUAAAUUUGCUGAUGUAGAAUUUUUAGAAAAUUCUUUUCAGUUUAAGUAUGAUAUUAAUUUUUGAACAUCACAUAUAGCAUUGUACUUAGAGGCCUUAUUAAAGUAGGAGAAUUUUCUCAACUGUACUUCAACUGCCACAAUCAUAUCUAGGUGAUGUUACAGUAAAAGCAAAUCGUGUACUCCUGUGAUUAUAUUUUUUCAAUUUUGUUUUGUUUAUUGUUGCUUGACUCAAUUUUAUCAUGUUUUUUGGUUACAACUGCCAUAUUGUUCAGCAUUUUUAUUCCUGUUAUUUAUUUUAGAAAUGUAUUUUUAAUGUGCCAGAGCAGACCUGGAUAAAGAGUUGUGAGCCUUGUCUUUGGGAGCAAGGGUUCAAGGACAAUAAAAUUUUAUGGCUUGCAAA
Messenger RNA from Frankliniella occidentalis (western flower thrips), 2357 nucleotides. RefSeq names its product glucose-6-phosphate isomerase (gene Pgi). The transcript has 10 exons. Bases 111 to 1769 code for a protein of 552 amino acids. Gene Ontology annotation, molecular function: glucose-6-phosphate isomerase activity; carbohydrate derivative binding; monosaccharide binding. Gene Ontology annotation, cellular component: cytosol. Gene Ontology annotation, biological process: glycolytic process; glucose 6-phosphate metabolic process; gluconeogenesis. The record is from RefSeq and is a predicted model, not a curated record. NCBI's taxonomy places the organism in Eukaryota, Metazoa, Arthropoda, Insecta, Thysanoptera, Thripidae.